This is a messenger RNA of Salvelinus namaycush (lake trout), 1739 nucleotides long. RefSeq names its product zinc finger protein 883-like. The transcript is spliced from 4 exons. Gene Ontology annotation, cellular component: nucleus. Gene Ontology annotation, molecular function: RNA polymerase II cis-regulatory region sequence-specific DNA binding; DNA-binding transcription factor activity, RNA polymerase II-specific. Bases 1 to 1599 code for a protein of 532 amino acids. NCBI's taxonomy places the organism in Eukaryota, Metazoa, Chordata, Actinopteri, Salmoniformes, Salmonidae. The record is from RefSeq and is a predicted model, not a curated record. Gene Ontology annotation, biological process: regulation of transcription by RNA polymerase II; central nervous system development.
AUGGAGGAAAUGUGGGAAAAUGCAGAUUCGGUCAAAUCGGAGGAGCAGGGAAUGUCUUGGUUACUCCGACUGAAAGAUGACAUCAGAAAGAUACAGGAAGAAUCUAGUGUGGCACCCAUGAGUCCCAGCCAGUCGGAUGAUGACGAAACGGGGGACAACCCUAACGGUCGCUCGCUCAGUGGGAGGGUCUUAUCAUCGGUGAAGUCUCCAGGGUUGAAAGGGAUCCAGCGACCUUACAGCUGUGAUAGCUUCACUCGGUCAACGGACCUGACCAAACACAGACGCAUUCACACCAGCGAGAAACCAUACAGCUGUGACCAGUGUGGGAAGAACUUCACUCGGUCAGGAAACCUGGCGAGUCAUCAGAAAACCCACACAGUCAGAGAGAAAAACGAGGCCGGCGGCGGGAGAAGUCGGGCAGGUGGAGAGGGAACCCACACAGGAAAGAUACAGGAAGAAUCUACUGUGGUACCCGUGAGGCCCAGCCAGUCUGAUGAUGAUGCAGGGGACAACCCUAACGGUCGCUCACUCAGUGGGAGGGUCUUAUCAUCUGGGAAGGCUCCAGGGUUGAAAGUGAUCCAGCGACCUUAUAGCUGUGAUGUAUGUGAGAAAAGUUUCCCACAUUUAGGAGACCUAAAGAGACACCAGAGAAUACACACAGGAGAGAAACCAUAUGGCUGUGAUCAAUGUGGGAAGAGUUUCUGUACAUCAGGACAAUGGAUUAUACACAAGCGAACACACACAGGAGAGAAACCUUAUCGCUGUAAUCAAUGUGGGAAGAGUUUUGCUCGAACUGAUUACCUGACCGAACACAAGCUAACACACACUGGAGAGAAGCCUCAUAGCUGUGAUAAAUGUGGAAAGGGCUUCACUCGGCCUAACUGCUUGGCUGCACACAAGCUAACACACACAGGAGAGAAGCCCUACCUCUGCUCAGACUGUGGGAAGAGCUUCUAUACACCAGCAAAGUUGAAAGAGCACGAGCGAUCACACACAGAAGAGAACCCUUACGGGUGUGGUCUGUGUGGGAAGAUCUUUGCUUGUUCAGGUUCCCUGACUAAACACCAGCGUGUACACACAGGAGAGAAGUUUUACAGGUGUGGUCUGUGUGGGAAGAGCUUUGCUUGUUCGGAUUCCCUGACUAAACACAAGCGUGUACACACUGGAGAGAAACCUUACAGCUGUGAUCAGUGUGGGGAGAGCUUUGCUCGUUUGGGAGCCCUGACUAUUCACAAGCGUCUACACACUGGAGAGAAACCUUACAGCUGUGCUCAAUGUGGGAAGAGCUGCAAAGAUGCCACGGCCCUGAAUGAACACAUGCGUACACACACAGGAGAGAAACCUUUCCCCUGCUAUGUCUGUGGAAUGAGUUUUUCUCGACGAAGCACCCUGAAAGUACACAUGCGCAGACACACAGGUGAGAAGCCUUACAGCUGUGAUCAAUGUGGGAAGAGAUACGCUCAUCCAGGUGAUUUGAAAAUACACAUUAGAGUACACACCGGAGAGAAACCAUACAGCUGUGACCAGUGUGGGAAGAGCUUCACUCAGUCAACAAACCUGACUAAGCACAGACGUGUUCACUCUGUAGAGAAACCCUAAAGCUGUGAUCUAUGUUGUAUGAACUUUACUCAGUCAACAAACCUGACUAAGCACAGACGUGUUCACUCUGGAGAGAAACCAUACAGCUGUGAUCUAUGUUGUAUGAACUUAGCUUAUUUGUAUCUUAUUUCAUGGGCUCA